AUGAAAAUAUUCCUAAGGAAACUUAAGUUAUUUUGUACCAUAGAGAAUGGUGACGGACAGACAGACGAGGUGAUUGUCUUAGGGCAACCACCAUAUAACGGAACCGGACAAUCGCCGUAUGACGAGACCGGACAAUCGCCGUAUGACGGGACCGGGCAACCACCAUAUAACGGAACCGGGCAACCACCAUAUAACGGAACCGGACAAUUGUCGUAUGACGGGACCGGGCAACCACCAUAUAACGGAACCGGGCAACCACCAUAUAACGGAACCGGACAAUUGUCGUAUGACGGGACCGGGCAACCACCAUAUAACGGAACCGGGCAACCGCCAUAUAACGGAACCGGACAAUCGCCGUAUGACGGGACCGGGCAACCACCAUAUAACGGAACCGGGCAACCACCAUAUAACGGAACCGGGCAACCGCCAUAUGACGAGACCGGACAAUCGCCGUAUGACGGAACCGGACAAUCGUCGUAUGACGGGACCGGGCAACCAUCAUAUAACGGAACCGGGCAACCGCCAUGUGACGAGACCGGACAAUCGCCGUAUGACGGAACCGGUCAACCGCCAUAUAACGGAACCGGACAAUCGCCGUAUGACGAGACCGGACAAUCGCCGUAUGACGGGACCGGGCAACCGCCAUAUGACGAGACCGGACAAUCGCCGUAUGACGGGACCGGGCAACCGCCAUAUGACGGGACCGGGCAACCGCCAUAUGACGAGACCCUAAUUAUGGUGUUUUUUCACUGA
Molecule: messenger RNA, 753 nt
Organism: Ostrea edulis (European flat oyster)
Lineage: Eukaryota; Metazoa; Mollusca; Bivalvia; Ostreida; Ostreidae
Exons: 1
Coding region: 1-753 (250 amino acids)
Source: RefSeq, a predicted model, not a curated record